UACCUGCUGUUGCUUCAAAUCUCUCAAGAACUCCUGAUGGGUAUGUUUGGCUUUGGAGAUUUCCUGGGAAUGGACAUGGUGUGAGGCAUGCAUCAACUUCCAUCCUGGACCAGGAAAGCAAUUUAUCGGUCACGAAGCAGGAGACAUAUUUGUACUUCUUUAAUGACAACAGCAUUCAAUUCUUUAAACAAAGUGCCUUUGACAUUCACACCCUUUGCCUUUCUCACGAGCAUGAGCCUUUUUCGCUUAGAUAAUGUCCUUCGGACCAAACGUAGAAGAAAGGUCAAAGCACCACCAUAGUUUGGACGGCCAAAACUUUUGUAAGGAGUGUAACUAAGCUUAUAGAAGAGCUAGCCGGGGGUAAAUGUUGUGAGCAGCAAGUGCUAGUGUGAAUG
Molecule: messenger RNA, 395 nt
Organism: Mollisia scopiformis
Lineage: Eukaryota; Fungi; Ascomycota; Leotiomycetes; Helotiales; Mollisiaceae
Exons: 3
Coding region: 88-300 (70 amino acids)
Source: RefSeq, a predicted model, not a curated record